Brassica oleracea var. oleracea is the source of this 855-nucleotide messenger RNA. Its product is annotated as MATH domain and coiled-coil domain-containing protein At2g42460-like. Bases 1 to 855 code for a protein of 284 amino acids. Gene Ontology annotation, molecular function: protein binding. The record is from RefSeq and is a predicted model, not a curated record. NCBI's taxonomy places the organism in Eukaryota, Viridiplantae, Streptophyta, Magnoliopsida, Brassicales, Brassicaceae. The transcript has 4 exons.
AUGGAGAAGGCUUUCCGUUGGGAGAUAAACAACUUUUCCGAAAAUAAAAGUGUGAUGAAGUCAGAUCGUUUCUCAAGCGGCGGCUGCGAAUGGUAUCUUUGUGUUUAUCCCAAGGGAAAAAUUGUAGAUGAUCACUUGUCUCUAUUCCUGAACGUUGUGAAUUUUCGAAAACUGCUACCUGGAUGGAGAAGACAAGCUAGUUUUAGUUUUGUUGUGUUGAAUCAAUCUGGCAAAGUUCUACAUAGAACAGUUGAAAAAGGCAGAUUGUUCUGUGCUGAGGCUCCAAGCUGGGGUAAUUCCAAAAUUUUGCCUCUUACCAAGCUUCAAGAAGAUGGAUUUUUGGAGAACAACAAACUAACCAUUGAAGUCAACAUUAAAGUAACUAAAGUUGCUGACGAAGGAAAAUCAACUGAGAAUGAGAUUGUUGUUGUUCACGGUUUCCAUGUUCUUAAUAGUCAGGUUGUUUCAGUGAGCAACAUGUUUGUGAAGCACCCAGACGUUGCGGUAGAUAUUAGAUCAGAUAUCAGAGAGGUGAAGACAGCAUACAUGAAUAUUCUUCUCGGUCUAGUCCAGACACUAGACAAGCCUCCUCAGAGCUUGUCGGAGACUGAGCUAAGCAACGCUGACAGCGAGUUGAGCGUGCUAACUGAUGCUGGCUUUAAGCUGGAUUGGUUGAAGUCAAAGCUUGAGGAAGUUUCCUUGAAGAGGAAGGAACCAUCUUCUCAUCUCAAAGUUGAACUGGAUAAGGAGAAGAUCGAAUCUACUACUGCUGCUCCUGCUCCAAGAGUUUCUCCGUUUGAGUGCAUAGACGUUUUGAUAAAGAAAUUCUUUUUGGCUUGCUUCGCAGGACACUAA